Molecule: messenger RNA, 1460 nt
Organism: Cuscuta campestris
Lineage: Eukaryota; Viridiplantae; Streptophyta; Magnoliopsida; Solanales; Convolvulaceae
Source: the annotation of a GenBank genome assembly
AUCACGGUUCUGAUCGGACUUUCCACUCUCUAUCUCUAUCAAAUUUCGUUCCCCAAUUUCGAUUUGGAUCGAAGACGACGAAGAAGAAGAAAGAUGUCGGACUAUUUGCCUCAGGAAUCCAGAUCCCUAACCAAGAAGAUGAAUGCCUAUUUGCCUCAGGAAUCCAGAUCCCUAACCAAGAAGAUGAAUGCCUAUUUGCCUCCUGAAGUCAUCACGCUCAUCCUCCUGAGCCUCCCGGUGGAAUCGGCGGUGAAAUGCACUGCCGUCUGCAAAUCCUGGUACGCUCUCAUCAAAGAUCCCUCUUUCAUUUCCACUCAUCUGCAACGGGCUGCGUCUCUCCAGGACGGCCUUCUCCUCCUCAAAUUCAUUGAGGACAGUGAGGCUGAGAGAUAUGUUUAUCAUUUGUAUCGCGACAAUGAUGCCUUUGAAGAGUAUAAGCAGCUCUUCUUACCCUUCAAGCUAUCAAGGGAACCUUCCAUUGUUGGUUCAUGUAAUGGCCUGAUUUGCCUGGCACGUGUUGAGGAAGAUGCUUGGAAUAUAGUUUUGUGGAAUCCUUCCAUUCACAAACAUUUCUUUUUGCCCGAGCCUGAUUUGCCCGCGGCCUGCGAGGUCUAUUUUUUUCAUACAAUAGGUUUCGGGUUUGAUUCUGUAUCAAAUGACUACAAAGUGCUUCUAAUUCUGUCUGAUGGUGAAACCGAAGAUUUCAAUGAUGUCUGGUUAUUUUCCUUGAAUCGGCGUUCUUGGAAGAGGCUUACUGAAGUAUCUCCCAUUAAUGGUGCUUCUUCCAUUUAUAUUUAUCAUGAAAAUGGGAAUAAGGUUUUUGUGAAUGGUGUUUUGCAUUAUGGCAUGUUUUCACGUAUGAUUUUUGCUUUUGAUAUAAGCACUGAAAAAUUCUUUGUGAUCAAUGUUCCUGAAACUUUAGCUCAGUUUGAAAAUCGAAUGCGCGUGAUUAAAUAUGAAGAAUCCAUUGCACUGGUUGCUUGGGGAAACUCACCUGGCCACAAAGAGUUGUGGGUCAUGAAGGAGUACGGUGUAGAUAGUUCAUGGACGAAGGUGUUACAUUUAGUUGACGAAAAUGAAGAGUUAAAUCUUGGGAAAGUGGUUCAAGUAUUUGAUGUUAGGAAGGAAGGGAAACUUUUUUUUAGUGUGAGUAGGGAAUCUAGGGAUCAUGAGCACAAUUGUGAGCUAGCUGUGCUGGAUUUGAACUGCCACCAACGAGAACAUCAGAUGCAGCAGCUUAAGCGUCUUGGUGGAACGAACUGCUAUCAUUAUUUAUUUUUUGGUAGCUACGUGGAGAGCCUGGUGUUACUUGACAAAGGGGAAGAACAUGCUGUGGUGGGGGCAGUCUGAGUGAAUGAAAGUGAAUUAAGAUUAACUAGUAUACGAGUCACAAUUGAGGUUGGCUUAGAGUUUUUGUAGUCUUGACUACUUGAUUUUACAAGGAACAAUAUGUCUUGUGA